This is a messenger RNA of Vigna angularis (adzuki bean), 1827 nucleotides long. RefSeq names its product calmodulin-lysine N-methyltransferase. Gene Ontology annotation, cellular component: cytoplasm. Gene Ontology annotation, molecular function: calmodulin-lysine N-methyltransferase activity. Lineage: Eukaryota; Viridiplantae; Streptophyta; Magnoliopsida; Fabales; Fabaceae. The record is from RefSeq and is a predicted model, not a curated record. The transcript is spliced from 7 exons. The coding region runs from base 61 to 1005 and encodes 314 amino acids.
AUGAAGGAGAAAGUAGAUAAAAUUGGCCCUUACCCCUUCUGAGAAAAACAAAAAGCUGCCAUGGACAACACAGCGAACGUCAAAGCUUCUUCUUUGAGAUGGAAAAUUCUUCGUCGCGCGCUUCUCUCACGCGCCACUCCACCAGACUCAGAAGAACAAUCUCACAUUAUUAUUAAGCGCAUUUCGAGAAGGACCAGCCAUGGAUUCAACUUGAUACCCUCACAUGUAAUCGACGACGAACGUCACCCGAACAAACGCGACUGUUCUUCCACCAGAGACACUCGCGUUUGUUACACUUUACCUAUCUCUGACGCUCCUCAACUCUUUCUGACACAAAGAGUGGACAGCCGUGCUGACCUUGAUGAUUUUGAAAUAUGCAACAGAUACAACAUUGACAAUACUGGGCUUGUUUGUAAUUGGCCUUCAGAAGAUGUUCUUGCUCACUAUUGCUUGUCACAUGCAGAUAUAUUCAGGUCUAAAAAGGUUAUUGAGCUUGGUUCUGGCUAUGGGUUGGCUGGAUUUGUUAUUGCAGCUGCUACAGGGGCAUCCGAGGUUGUAAUCUCAGAUGGAAAUCCACAAGUAGUUGAUUAUACUCAGCGUAAUAUUGAAGCCAACACUGGAGCAUUUGGGGAUACAGUUGUGAAGUCUAUGACUCUUCACUGGAAUCAGGAGGAUAUUACUAAUUUAGCGGACACGUUUGAUAUCAUCAUUGCGAGUGACUGCACUUUCUUUAAGGAUUUCCACAGAGACCUUGCUCGUAUUGUCAAACAUUUAUUAUCAAAAGCCGGAUCUUCUGAGGCUAUAUUUUUAAGUCCAAAAAGAGGCAACUCGUUGGACCUGUUCUUGGAGUUGGCCAAGGAAAAUGGCUUACGUUUCAGUGUAACGGAGAACUAUGACCAAGAAGUCUGGAAACGUCAUGAGGGAUUCUUGAGUGAAGACCGGGACUCUUGGCCCAGUUAUGAGAAAGGUCACAGCUAUCCACUCUUAAUCAGAAUUACCCUUUGAGCUUUCUUUUACGUAUUCUCCUGGGGCCUCUUUCUGUUGUUGGUUGACUCCUAGACAAUGUUCAAACCAAUUCUGAGACAGGAAUUGUCCUGAUUCAGACACUACCGAUUUCAUGCUUUCAUUACGUAAUACAUUAUUUUGUUGGUUGGGUCACAUCUUCCGUAGACAGCAGUAUUCUCAUCCACGAAGGCUCAGAUGAAUUUGCAUAGUGUGAUUCACCUCUAAAGUGCAGAUUAAAUUUUCGGUCCUUAAAGUAUCCAAGAUAAUUAAAACCUUUUCUUUUUGGGCUAAUCCGCCAAGUCAUCGCGACUAAAAGAUGAAAAAAAAGUAAUUGAAAGUUCUGCGCCUGAUAGAUAAUAGCGUGUUAGUAAUAGUAGUGAUUAAAAUGUUUGCUCGACUGUGUCCCAUUAGUGAUUAAAAAAUGGCAGGUUAGAUGAAUCGUGUGUUGGUUUGUUAUGGUUUUAUUAUCUGUAAUGGUAUCUAGGAUUUGCUAUUGGUUUCUGCCUGUGACUUUUGACAGAAAAAAAGCUUCCUUAUCUUGGUUGAACCAUCACAGAUGCAAGUGUAAAGCUUUAAGAUGAGCAGUCCAUUUGAGUGAACAAAGCAAAUCCACCAGUUGAAUGAAGCUGCACUGUGUCAAAAGCUAGCAAUUGGUUCAAUUAAACUACAAUUUAAUCUAACAAGUGGAUUCGAGGUUACUUUUCUCUUCUAACAGUAAUGGGAUGUGCUUUGUCUUUGUAGUGAGAUUAUGUAUGCACCACAGGGGAUUCUUAGCCAUUACGGAAACAACAAUUAAUAUUAAUUUCCAUUUAUUGCCUUCUC